AUGCUGUUCAAAGCUGCUGUAAAUGUUGCCCUGGGCGUCGCACUCAUAUCAAGGGUCGUGACCGGCCAAGUCACAUCCACGACCACCACGACGAUUUCGUCUUGCAUUCCAGGUCUCAAGUGUGGUCAGACCAGCGUUGUUGGGCCGCAGACCUCCACCACCACAAUGACUGUCACUUCUUGCUCCCUCGGUGCGAAACCCGCCUGCUUUACUACGACUGAAACGGCGAAAGACAUCUCGACCAAGCCCUCGCAACUCUCUGUAUCGAGUACCAGUACGCUGGUGAGUGCGUUGAGCACUUCUACUCCUGCACAAUCAGCACCCUGGGAUGACUGGACUUCGACGCCAACGACUUCGACACCUGCCUCCAUCGUCUCUUCUUCUUCCAGCAACCCCUGGCUUGAUUGGUCCACAAUCACGAGCUCAACUGCGGACCCGCAUACCACUACUGUGGUUUCCUGGGCUGAUUGGGCACCUCUUACAAUCACGACAUCAACUCGCAAGGUCCAUACUAGCACGAUAGACGGAACUUGGUCGGACUGGGUGUCUUCAACGGUGACUGUUAAAAGUGACCCCACAAUCGACUGGGCAGAUUGGACCACCACAUCAGAAAUGAUGGUUGAAGCUACUUCCACGACAGAGAAUUGGCCAGAUUGGUUAUCCUUGACAACAGGAGUCGCUGCCAAGACGGACUCAACUUGGGAAGAGUGGGCAUCAUCUCUUUCGACCACAAAGAACCCUGCGGUGACCGCAACGACAAUGAACUCGUGGUCGGCAAUUAACGGUAUAAGCACAUCGAUGGGUUUCUCGACCCCGGUUUCAGCAGCGAGCACAUGGACCGAGGCUGAGUCCACCAACGCGGCUAUACCAUCCGUACAUAUUUACACCGGCAGCGCCUCGCCACGUGCUGUGCCAUUCGGGACCGGCCUGCAAAUCGUUACACUUGCUGUUAUUGCGCUUGUGGUAUCAGCUAUGGCGUAG
Exophiala oligosperma is the source of this 981-nucleotide messenger RNA. RefSeq lists its product as uncharacterized. The record is from RefSeq and is a predicted model, not a curated record. NCBI's taxonomy places the organism in Eukaryota, Fungi, Ascomycota, Eurotiomycetes, Chaetothyriales, Herpotrichiellaceae. The transcript has a single exon. Bases 1 to 981 code for a protein of 326 amino acids.